AGCAGGGCCGGAGAUGGCAUCGGUGGACUUCAAGACCUACGUGGAUCAGGCCUGCAGAGCUGCUGAGGAGUUCGUCAACGUGUACUAUACCACCAUGGAUAAGCGGCGGCGCUUGUUGUCCCGCCUGUACAUGGGCACAGCCACCCUGGUGUGGAAUGGAAAUGCUGUUUCAGGACAAGAGUCCUUGAGUGAAUUUUUUGAAAUGUUACCUUCUAGUGAGUUCCAAAUCAACGUGGUAGACUGCCAGCCUGUCCACGAUGAAGCCACCCCGAGCCAGACUACAGUCCUCGUUGUGAUCUGUGGGACAGUGAAGUUUGAGGGCAACAAGCAACGGGACUUUAACCAGAACUUCAUCCUGACUGCCCAGGCCUCACCCAGCAACACAGUGUGGAAAAUAGCAAGUGACUGCUUCCGGUUCCAGGACUGGGCCAGCUAGUGGAGGCAAGAAAGGUCUCUGUUUCAGUCCCAGCUCUGUAGGGAAACAUAGAUCUCAAAAUGUGGAGACACAAGUUCCUUUCUGUUACUCCAGGCCACACCACCCCAUCUUAACUUUGCAUUUUCUGGAGUCCCAUGAGCCCCUUUCUGAGC
Messenger RNA from Puma concolor (puma), 588 nucleotides. The record is from RefSeq and is a predicted model, not a curated record. Lineage: Eukaryota; Metazoa; Chordata; Mammalia; Carnivora; Felidae.